Messenger RNA from Triplophysa dalaica, 1948 nucleotides. RefSeq lists its product as uncharacterized. The coding region runs from base 452 to 1585 and encodes 377 amino acids. Gene Ontology annotation, molecular function: protein binding. The record is from RefSeq and is a predicted model, not a curated record. The transcript has 11 exons. Lineage: Eukaryota; Metazoa; Chordata; Actinopteri; Cypriniformes; Nemacheilidae.
AUAUGUGGUUUAUGAAACCAAUUUUCAGGUUUACAUACCAGCAUUAUGAGACCAAUCGGUUUAUGAGGCCAUUUUUAGUGGUCUCUUAAUUCUGGAAAUUUAAAUUGUCAUAAUUAUUAACAAAUAAUUAAUAAAAUUGUUAUUAAUGUGUUUAUGAUUACUAAAUGCAGUAGUUUAUUGAUUAGUGUUACUAUUUUACUUCUAUUACACUACCUACCCUUUUUAGUAGCUUUAUAAAUAUGGUCUUUUAAACCAUGAUGUGUCUGCGUAAACUUAAAACAGUGCCCCUGUAGGAGGGAUUUGGUAUUGCAAAGUUAUACACCUGGCGCCAAAUUACACACACAUUCGCGCCAUAAGCGUUUGGCGGAAGUUACCAGCUACGCAGUUCGCGCGUUGGCUGCCCAAAUGAAGAGUCGCCGCACCGGAGUGAACAACGGAGUCUUCGAAGAGAAUGAGUCGAAUGAUGAGACGUGGCAGAGGAUUAAAUCCUCUCAAAGAUGCCAUACACCAUGUGAAAAUGGGGAAAGACAAAAACAUAAUAUCAGAGCGAUACAUUAAUCCCGCCAAAGGUCGGGGAGUAUUUGCAAAUACCCUUAUUGUAAAAGGUUCCUUCAUUCUUGAAUACAGAGGAACUUUAAUUGAGAAAGGGGAUUUUGAAGACAUAUUAAAUGAAUAUGCAUACUUUUUUAACCACCUAGGGCAUAACUACUGCAUUGAUGCCUCUUAUGAUAAUGGCUCACUCGGUCGACUUGUUAACGAUGAUGAGAAGCCAAAUGCAAAAAUGAGGAAAAUUCUAGAUGUUGAUGGAAAGCCACAUCUAUGUUUGUUUGCAAUCAAGGACAUCGAUGCAGGUGAAGAAAUAUUAUACGAUUAUGGAGGACAUAACUUGCCAUGGCGUUCUCGCCAUGGACAGGAACAUUACAAGCACCUUCAUGAGCCCGUUGCUCCAACCAUGACAGCAUGUGACAUCAGGUCUCCUACAGAGCACCUUCAUGAGCCUGUCGGUCCAGCCAUGACUGCAUGUGACAUCAGGUCUCCUACAGAGGACAUAACCGUUGGAUCCCAGCAGGAAUCCACAAGACCAGGCAGCGGUGAUGAUGAAAGAGGAAGAAAGAGAAAAGAGAAGAACGUUGGAGUGAGAAGGAGAGAGACAGCCAGAGUUUGCAAAGCACAUCAACUUGUCAAAGAGGAGAUGAAUUCGCUUGAAAAAUGUUCUGUUUGCUCUGGACCGUUUUCCCCACUGAAGUGGUGGGGGCUGAAAUGUAAAGGGCUUUUGGAAAGCAGGCCAUGUCCAAACACAUCAGAAGGACUAAAAGCUGACAGACAAAUCUCUGAAAACGAUGUCUCUAGCAGAGGAAGGCGGAUGCCCAAAAGGAGACCAUGGACGAAACCUGAGGUGAACGCUGUGAUGAGACACUUCAAAAUGCACAUCAGCAAAGCUCACUUGGCAACAAUGAGGGAGUGUGAGGUCUGCAAAAGGUGCGAGCAUCCGGUCCUUCAAAACCGGUCCGUCCAAAUAUACGUGAUUUUGUAUGGAACCGAGGGCGAAAUUUUAAACACGUGGAAAAUUAAGUCGAAAUUUUAAUGUUCGUAGUCCAAGGGGCUAAUAAUCUGUUUGACACAUUUUAGUUCUACUCUUUUAACUUGUAAUUUUUUUGAUAAAAAUGUAUGUAUUUAUUAGUUUCAAAAUAGAAAUUUUAAGAAAACAUGUUUUAUUCUCCUGCUGGUAGUGUUGAUCAUUUUAGUUUAUAUGUUUAAUCUGAGGGACUAUAGACCUCUGUUGAUGUUUUUUUAACUUUAACAUUUGUGGUGUUUCAUGAAGUUGGGUUAUGUUUUUCAUUCCUGUCCCUGAAAGGCAAUGUUUUGUACCUGUCAAUGUACAAUAUUUGACAAUAUGUUGUUGAAGAUUCAACACUUGCAACAUUAUAAUAAAUUACUACUAAUUUGA